Macrobrachium nipponense is the source of this 1636-nucleotide messenger RNA. RefSeq names its product general transcription factor IIH subunit 4-like (gene mrn). Gene Ontology annotation, cellular component: transcription factor TFIIH holo complex; transcription factor TFIIH core complex. The record is from RefSeq and is a predicted model, not a curated record. Gene Ontology annotation, molecular function: double-stranded DNA binding; ATPase activator activity. Gene Ontology annotation, biological process: nucleotide-excision repair. The transcript has 9 exons. NCBI's taxonomy places the organism in Eukaryota, Metazoa, Arthropoda, Malacostraca, Decapoda, Palaemonidae. Bases 193 to 1590 code for a protein of 465 amino acids.
GGCUUAUUAUCAUUGAAACAAUCAUGAAAUAUUUUUAACGCUCUUUUUUCAUGACUCAACAAGAAAGAUAAAAAAAGCAGCUGGAUAAAAGAAAAAGGAACAAGACAAUAGGAGUCAUUAUAAGGGAAAAUGUUUGUGCUACUACUACUAAUACUUCAUGUCGAAUCAUUCAACGAAUCUUAAUUAUUUAACAUGAGUUUUUAUGGAGAAAAGACAUUAACUUGCAAGAAUUUAUUGGAUUACCUGAAAUCUCUUCCACGGGAAACUUUGGAUAAGUUGUAUAAUCACCCAGCGACAUGUUUAGCCGUAUUCAGGGAGCUUCCAGAGCUAAGUCGUCAUUUCAUAUUAAGGGUGUUUUUUGUGCUCAAACCAAUCCAACACGUGACAGUUGCUUCAUGGAUUCCACCUCAUGAACCUGGCAAAGAUGUUGGUGAUAUUGUUUUGCUGCAUAGACAAAGUGUGCAAGUGUUAAUGGAUAUGUGCAUAUGGCAAGAAGUGAAGGAUGAACUAGGAAAUGCAGCCAUACAACUCAACAAAACUUUCAGAGAGAAUUUCAAGAUUGCAAGCCUUGGAGGGGGGAAGCCUUGGACAAUGUCGGCAACCUUAGAAUCUGAUCCUCAUCAGCGUGACCUUGAUUUCCUGGAAAAGUAUGCAAUGGAUAGAUGGGAAAGUGUCUUGCAAUUUCUAGUUCAGCCUAGACAAGGAGCAACAGCUAUAUCUAGAGAUGCUAUGCGCACACUUCUUCAUGCUGGGCUUAUUGAAAGUGAUGAGUCUGAAUCACCCAACAUGCAGAUAACAAGUUCUGGCUUCCAGUUUUUGUUGUUGGAUACAGCAUCACAAGUUUGGUUUUUCAUUCUAAAGUACCUGGAAACUGUUACUGAACGAGGUCUUAGCCUUGUCGAGUGUCUAACAUUCCUUUUCAAGCUCUCAUUUUCAACUCUAGGCAAGGAUUAUAGCAUGGAAGGAAUGGAUGACAGACUUCUAACGUUUCUUCAACAUUUGCGGGAAUUUGGUCUUGUAUAUUUAAGAAAACGAAGUUCUGGGAGAUUCUACCCAACCAGACUAGCUUUAAAUAUUACUGCUGGGCAAAAUAAGGACCACAUUGAUGCCCCUAAGCAAGGAAAUUUGAUUAUUGAAACAAAUUAUCGAAUAUAUGCCCAUACAACUUCAGAACUGCAAAUUGCUCUUCUCAAUAUUUUUUCAGAAAUAGAAGGAAGAUUUCCUGACAUGAUUGUUGCUACCAUUACUCGUGGCAGUGUACGGUCAGCUCUGCAAAAAGGUAUUGCAGCGGAACAGAUUAUAAGUUUCUUAAGGCAGCAUUGUCAUCCACAAAUGUAUAAACAGCAUUCAGUUGUACCUCGAACCGUUGCAGAUCAGAUCAAGUUGUGGGAGCUAGAAAGAGAGCGUUUAGAAAUCACAGAAGGUGUCUUGUACAAAGAUUUUAUGUCCGUUCAUGACUUUUCCUUGUUAUCAAAUUUUGCAUCCAGCAAAGGGGUGUUGAUAUACUCAGAUGAAAAACAAAGGAAUAUGGUUGUCACUAAAAAGGGUCACCCAUCAAUAAAGCAGUUUUGGAAGGAACAGUCAAAAUGAGCCUUUAAUUAUUAAAUAUUUUUAAAUUAAUAAAUCUUUAAUUCAU